AUGGCAGGGCAAUACUACGCCGUGCCGUCAAACGGCCAGCACGACAUCCAUCUUGAAUUCCAGAACCCGCCGACUACAACUACACCGAGCCCACCACCCAUAACCUUCCAAGGUCUUCCAGCUCGUCGCCGAUCAAAAGUAAAACUCUGGCUCGGCCUCAUCGGCAAAUGGUUCAUCACAGUUAUCUUCAUCAUAGUCGUCUACGGUAUCUUGAUCGCAUAUGCUCUCUACGAUGUCAUAUCGGAGAAGCAGAAGAAGUAUUUUAAUGCGCUCAUCACGGGGUUUCUUAUUGCGCUAGGUCUGUCGACUAUGAGUCAGUUGACACAUGCGGUGCAGGAUUUGAGAUGGUGGAUUUUGAGUAAGCGGCCGAGGUCUCGUCAAAAAGCAACUCAAAUCGGCUAUGCCUCACUGGGUCUAUGCUACUCCGUCGAUAAAACCGAAGAUCAAGCCCUCUUGGUUCCCGGGAACGUCUCCAUCGCGAAUUUAAGCACCAUCUCAAGCUCGAAUAUUAUCGACACAUCCGGCUCAACAAAGAGCGAAGAGUACGCGGCGAACAGCUAUGGGAUCAUAUCCCUGGCUUUGAACGAAGGUAGUCCCGAUGAGAUCCUUUCCCCUGGGACUUUAUUCUUUACAGACAAUGAGGUUCUGUUUAGUGCGGGCGGGUCUUGUGCCUACGUCUUUCGUGAGACGAAUCCGCUUUCUUUGGAUAAUCCGAAAAGCGCUCCUGUCUCAGCGGUCACCGACAGGAAAGUGAAUACCACGACGCAUUGCGACGCGUUGAAGGUCCGUCAAGGUGGCAAUGGAACUGGGCAGCUGAUUACGGUCGACGAUGGGAGCAGAGAAACAAAUAUCACAUUACCUACAAGGGAGGUUCCUGGUGAGAAGGUUUACAUGACAUCUGCCUCUCACAACUGCGGCAGAGGUUGCAGCAUUGUUUGGGUGUUUGAACCUUCGUCGACAGAUCCGUGGCUUUACAACUGCACCGUAGAAAUGGGCCCUGUUGAAAACGCCAAGAGGCCAGAGCAUGAAGUCGGUCAGAGACUGAUGCGCUUAGCAACAUCGGCGAUAGCCCUAGGAGACGCCGACGGCCCUAACGAUACCCGCUCGAACAGCUACCCCGUUGAGUCGGCGUACGGCAUGCCACUUAAUGGCUCAACGGAAUGGCUAGAAUACCUUUUAUCGCGCUUCGCGACGGGCAUGCUGGCAGCUGUAAUCGAAACAAACACAGAUAUUAUACUCGCCGGCCAGAUGCCUACGAUCGGACAGAAACUCAACGUGUCGCACUGGGGAAUCAUUACCUUGAUUUUGUGGAUCACGGCAUUUCUUCAGUUGUUGGUGGCUGUUGUGGCGACUAAGGUGUCGGAACGGGUUGUUGUGCCAGAAGGCGAUUCUCUUUCAGAGGCUAGGGUCUUGAGGGGCAUGGUUGACGAAGAUGUGUUGGAUGGGGAGAGUGCGGGAGGGAAGGGGAAGCGUUUAUGGAUUUAUAGGAAUAGACAUCUUGGUGACGGGCUGUAUGAUUUGUAUAUGGAGGAGGUAAGAACGUAA
Fusarium musae is the source of this 1545-nucleotide messenger RNA. RefSeq lists its product as uncharacterized. The record is from RefSeq and is a predicted model, not a curated record. The transcript has 2 exons. Bases 1 to 1545 code for a protein of 514 amino acids. NCBI's taxonomy places the organism in Eukaryota, Fungi, Ascomycota, Sordariomycetes, Hypocreales, Nectriaceae.